CGGGCUUCACAAGAGUGUUUGCUUUUAGACAUUUUUUUAGGACUAGAGUUUCCAAAAUCUUGAUUCUGGUCAAAGAUAUUGGUCUGCCUUUAAUUCUAAACCUUAUAUAUAUUAUAUUUAAAUAUACAUGAGAGAGAGUGUGUGUGUGUUUUUGUCUUAGAAAGAGAUUCAUAAGUUUUCUUCUCACUCUUUUAUCAAAGAUUUGAUUCUAUAAGGUUUGUGAAAUAUAUUUUCUAGAUAGAGAGAUUGAAUGAAAGAAGGGUUUAUGGGUAAGAAACCUCAGAAAACAAAGGAAGUUUGGGCAGCAAUAGCUGAAGCGUCAACAACAAUAGAUGAUGAACAGCAACAACAACAACAACCUCAAACUAGUCGAAAAAGAGGUAGACCUCGUAAGAUUGUUGUGAAAAUGGAAAGUUCGGAGGAAGUUAAAGAAGAAGAAGACAAGAAUGAAGAAACAAAAGGUUCAUCAGAAACAGAAACAGAAACAGAAACAUGCAUGGUUAGAAAAGAAGAAGAGAUUGAAGUUCCGAAAGGUGUGGUUUCUUAUAGAAGCAGCAGAGCUAGGCGUAAAAGCAAACCUACAAAGAGUAGUCACUAAAUUUAUUUAUGCUUUUUUUUCUUCCAUCAACAAAUUAUUGGUUACUUCAUUUCUCAAUCUUUUAGAGGGAUUUAUAUUUAAACUCAUUGUUAUUAUUAUUAUUAUUAUUGCUAUUAGUUUCAAAAGAAACUCUUUCACUUCAUGUUGUUUAGUUUAAUUUUGUGCUUAUAAUAAUUAAUUGUUUUUAAUCUAA
This is a messenger RNA of Lathyrus oleraceus (garden pea), 791 nucleotides long. Its product is annotated as proton pump-interactor 1. Bases 251 to 598 code for a protein of 115 amino acids. The transcript has a single exon. The record is from RefSeq and is a predicted model, not a curated record. NCBI's taxonomy places the organism in Eukaryota, Viridiplantae, Streptophyta, Magnoliopsida, Fabales, Fabaceae.